Messenger RNA from Penicillium brevicompactum, 285 nucleotides. RefSeq lists its product as uncharacterized. Bases 1 to 285 code for a protein of 94 amino acids. Lineage: Eukaryota; Fungi; Ascomycota; Eurotiomycetes; Eurotiales; Aspergillaceae. The record is from RefSeq and is a predicted model, not a curated record. The transcript is spliced from 2 exons.
AUGUUGUCUUUGCUUUUCUUCUCUGUCUUGCAAUUGGUUUUACUUGCCGCCUGGGUCUCCGGCUAUUUGGACCCAUAUCAAAAGAAGCUGCAGGAGAUCAUCCUGGACACUAUGGGCGAGACUAAGGUCUCUUAUGGAUUAAAAAUGAGCCUCACGGGCAAGAAACUCACCGAGGAUCAGAAUCUCAGCAAAAUCCAGGACCAACUUGGAAGUCAACUUGGCGGAGUCUUUGGCAAAGGUGGUCUGGGGGAAGGAAUUGGCUCUGUUUUGAGUAAAGGGCUUUGA